AAAAAUCAGCUGUGUACGAAAACAUUACAAAAGAAGUUCUUAUUUUAUUCUUUGCAAUUGGUUUAACGUUAUAAAUUGUAAAAAUUCUGCGCAAAAUUAAGGCCGCACUCCAUCGCAAAAGGAAAUCCCGACAAAAACAACUGCCAGCUCCCGUAUCAGACAACGGAAAUCCAUCAUCGCUAGACCAGAUUCAGCAGGCACAGUGUCAGCAAAGCUGUAGCAAGUACAGUGGCGAGGAUAGCAUCGAGAAAGCCAUGGAAAGCAAUUUAAAUCGAAUGAUUAAUCAGUCAUUGCGCCAUCCGCUUAGCGGCCAGCUCAGCAAAUAUACAAAUGUUAUGAAAGGCUGGCAGUAUCGAUGGUUUACGGUGGACGCAAAGACGGGAUUCCUCAGCUAUUAUCUUUGCGACUCGUCAGCGGUGGGCGAUGAUAUUGCUCCCUCGCCACAUGUACUGGCAAGCGCACCUCGCGGUCAAGUGCAGCUGGCUGGCGCUUCUGUCUAUCCGAGUGACGAGGACUCACGCACAUUUUCUAUAGCGUGCGCCAACAGUGAGACAAUCAAGUUACGUGCCAGCGAUGCGCGUGCACGACAAGAAUGGGUUGAUGGACUACGCGCCGUUGUCGAGAGUCAUAGCAAGGCCAUGGACAUAAGCAACUCUUCGCCUCUGCCGCCUGUCGAGAUACUAGCUGCAUCUGAUGCUAUGGUCUCUGCACGCCAGGCCUUGUUCCUUACCGAACAGUGCAAUGCUUCGUUGGCACGCGCCAUUGAGAACAUCGACUGCGCUUCCUUCACGCCCACGGACCCGGACCUCUUACUGCUCAAAGCCAUCUCAACCGCCAGCACUCAAUGCUUACACCAGUGUCUUAGCCUACUACAGCGCCAUCAAGAAAUCAAUCAGCCGCCAGCCGAAAUCGCCCAACCAAGUAUAAGCUUGGCAUUGCAAUAGCUCGGUCUACUACAGUGAACCCUAACUAAGUUGUG
This is a messenger RNA of Drosophila busckii, 979 nucleotides long. RefSeq names its product oxysterol-binding protein-related protein 11. The transcript has 4 exons. Bases 255 to 944 code for a protein of 229 amino acids. The record is from RefSeq and is a predicted model, not a curated record. NCBI's taxonomy places the organism in Eukaryota, Metazoa, Arthropoda, Insecta, Diptera, Drosophilidae.